Messenger RNA from Octodon degus (degu), 2517 nucleotides. Its product is annotated as collagen alpha-1(I) chain-like. The transcript is spliced from 2 exons. NCBI's taxonomy places the organism in Eukaryota, Metazoa, Chordata, Mammalia, Rodentia, Octodontidae. Bases 1681 to 2517 code for a protein of 278 amino acids. The record is from RefSeq and is a predicted model, not a curated record.
CACGCUGUCUAGAAGACACGGGAAGCAUCUGCAGAAGUUCUUAAGAAAGCCACUGUUGGGGGUCUAAGCAGGAGGCUCAUCCUGUAAUCCACCCCCCAGGGAAGCUGCAGGAAGGGAGCUGGACCAGCUCAGUUCCAUUUCCAGGUUCUGAAUCCCACUCCGGUUCAUGUCCAUGCCCCAGCAGAACGCACACAACCUGAUCUCAGAGUGCAGGGAGUUCUGACCUUCGCACUGCAGGCGGCCCCUGGAUCCUCCAGCUCUCAGCCUGGCACCCUGCCUGCCGAUCACCCAGCAGCUAGGCCCUGCUCAAAGCCAAGUCUGGAAAUGACAGCUUGCCCUGAGACCAACCGCUCUCUGCUCUCUGGUCUCUGCCUGAGCCAACUCUCCAGACAGCGUGGGACAGCAGCCUCCUCCUCAUCCUGUCUUGUCCUGUCCUGUCCUGUCCGGUCCGGUCUCAGCAGUGGCCUCCCAUUCCUGGGGUUCCAUUGUUGAAGGUCCAGCUGAGUCCACACCAUGUUCGUGUGUAGGUAUUACUGUCCCUGCGUAAGAAGGACUCCUGUCCACCUUUCUGACUGCCCUGUGGCUCGGGGCCCCAUGCUGUCCCCAUGUCCACACACCCUAGAUGAGCUCAAAACCUGCUUGUUGUCAGUGCCCUGUUCCCCAGAAGGAACCACACAGGGAGGGAGUGCAUCAUGCAGAUUCCCUUGCUGUCAUUCUUCAGCUCAGACUUCCAAGGCUUUAAACUAGAGGGGUGAGUAAGACAAGCAACAGCGCCUCCUGUGGACGGGCUGCGAGGAGAGGGCCACUGCAGCUGUUGGGCCUUCGGUUCCUCCAGAUGGUCACUGGGAUGUAGCGCUGGGGGCCCCAAGACUGGAGUGGCAGAGUGGGGAGGGCAGGGCUGCUGUCCCAGGGAGGACCACAGCUAGCUCCUUCGCACUGGACCCUCCUUCCCAACCCACUCCUACCCCUGUGUAAACAGUGCUCGGUGGCAUCCUGGUCACCCUCAGAGUCCUUGGGGAAAGACAGUCACAGGCUCUGCACUGGGGUGUGGGGAGGCAGCUUCGGCACAACUCAACCUCCUGGCUUCCUUCCGUCUCUUCCAGAAGCACCCAGCUCUUCCCCCAGAGUAACCCCCUCUCAGUCCCUUUGGGGUGCCAGAAGCAACCCCAGAGACUGGAGUUGUGGCCGUAACUAGGGAUGAGUAACUUCAAAAUCCCAUUUCCAUCCAAGCUUCCCCUGCCCUGCCCCACUCCCACCCCAAAGGAUUUUCAUUAAAUUUAACUUUGAGGCAGAGUCUUGCACUUGCAGUCCUACUGCCUCAGCCUCCCAGCCAGCCCGGACUACACACAAGAGUGUGCCGCCUGGCUGGCCUGCUGUCAGCAGGUCUUCACUGGGCAGUCCUGCACUAAUCGCACGGCUGCUCCCUGGGCACCUCGGGAUCCAAGAACUCUGCACACAACACAGCUGGCCUGGCUAGGAGCAACGCGGAGUAGCUGUUCACUCUUCAACAGGAUCUUCAGAUACAGCUAAUUUUUUUCCAGUGUGGGUAAUUUUACUUUAGUGAAAUUGCCACUAAAAUAGUGAACAAGCAUACAGUUGCUAAAAACUACUCGGAAACCCAUAGGGAUGUGAAACGAAUGGAAUUUCCAAAGGAGCCAAGUGUGGUUUGAGUUUAGACAGAUGAGGGCCAUAGCCAGCCAUUGGCCCGACCUGGGGGCCACAACAAGGACGGGCUUGCCUUCCCAAACCGACUUCACCGGACAGCACUCGCACUCCGGGGGCGGGCGGCAGUCUCAGCCUGGUCUCCCGCCCUCUGACCCCACUGGGGAAUGCAUGGCGACCACGGCAGAACUGCCCCCAGGUCCCAGCUCUGCACGGAGCAUGGAGACAUCUGAGGUCAGCUCCCGGACCGUCCACACCUCAGAUGCCGGCCCUGAGCUGCCCAGCGGACCCCGAGUACAGCGCCUUCCUGCUCAGACCCGAGCGGAGCCACGUGGACGCCAGGAGUCGCCGCCUAACAAAGCGCCCGGCCACAAAGGAAGCGCCCUACCCGGUACAGACAUCGCCGCGGGAAGGCGCCAGGACAGGAGCGCAGGCGACGGUGUCCGAGGGCCGCAGGAUUCCCGAACCACCUCCCACCCGGGCAGCAGAGCAGAGCCGGGACCGCGAUCCGUUAGGAGGGUCCGGCCGGUAGGCACCGGGCUGCGGCGGCUACCUUCGCGGGGCCGGGGAAGCGAACGAGCUCGGACCCAGGCGGGGCACCGAGUGGCCGCCGGCCCCGGGCCUCCUUCGGCGAGAAGAAAUCAACAGAACGGACGGCUGCGCCCCAACACUCACUGCGCGACUGGUUGCUGGCUGCUGGCCUCGAAGGCAGAGACCCGGGGCCGGGUCGCGAGAGUCGGGGCUGGGAGAGUCGGAGCCGCGGGCACUGCUCGGGGCCUGCUCCCGAGGGCGAGCGGAGACCUCCAGAGCCGCUCGGGAUCGGAGCGCGCAGCUUUUAAAAGUUUCAGGCACUGA